GCAUGAAAAGCGGAAAAGCUCUCCAAGUGCCAGUUGAUUUCUUGUCGCGUCGCAGGCCAAACGUUUUCCUAUUUUUCUGGGACACAAAACAAGCGUGUGAAUAUAGGAAAUAUAUUAAUGAGUCCCACACCAUCGACAAGGUCUACCAAUCGCUCUAUUGAUUGAACGUUAGAUGACGGAUAAAUCUAAAUAAUAACCGUUUAAAUGUCGUGACUCUGGCAAUCCUACGUGAAAUUAAACUAAUUAGUGGAGAAUAUUACGCAUACGCCCCACAAGCAAACACAAAUUCGCUAAAACGACAAAGGUGUCACUGUGUCCUGAGUGCGUUCGUGUUUGUGCUUCUGGCCACCUGAAACCAGUUGGAACUGGUUGGUCAAUCGGCCAACAGCCAUAAAUGUGGGCCAAAUAAAAAUGCAAAAAAAUUUCAUAUUCAUGAGUUAUAUAUCUUAUUAAAUGAACAGCGGGACGUAUAUAUAAAAAAUUAUCUCUUUAAUAGUGAUAAAUACUAUCAAUAAAAAAAAAAUCAAAAAACCACUACAUUCUUAAAAAAAUUAGAAUAUAUUCAACUAUUUGGUACCACAAAAAAACGUUUUAAAAAAAGUGCAAACUAAAUGACUGUUAAUGCUGGCAAAAUAUUUAGAUCGAGCGUGAAAUUUUCCAGCGAAUCGCGUUCAGUCUGUCUAUUUUAAUAUUGUGCAAAAUGGAUUAAAAUGUGGAACCCACAAAAUGUAUAAACACGAAUCAAAAAAAUAUUAAUCUACCAUUUCAGCGUUUAGCUUGCUUAGCUGUAGAAAUCGGUCCUCAUGUAUCUAUAUGUAUGUAUCUGCCAUACUCAGAUCCUGCACGAAACCCAAAUCAUUCUUGAAAAUAAAACAACAGAUAAAUACACAAACACAAUGCAUUCGUAGAGUGGAAUUACAGCCAAGGUCAAGGGCCGUAUAUCCCAUGACCUAGUACAAAAACAAAGAAACGAACCCAGCACGCGCAGCACCCUCUCUACAUGAAAAUCUAAUUUUAUAAUUUUCGUGGCUCUUCGUCUUGUUUGGUUUUUAUUUUGGCAAAGCACAGAACGCAAAAUUUUUAUGUCAUUAGCUUGUUUAUUUUUGGCCAGAAAAUGAAGCGACAUUUUCCUUUUGGUCGUGUGUGUUAUUAUCCCUCACACUUGUCUUGGCUUCUUGAUUGUUUCGCUCGUUCGCUUAUUGUUUGUAUUAUAUGUGUGUUUCUCGGGUCCUCAUUUUAUGAUGGACAUUAUUGCUGUAACCGGGCUCGUAAAAAGAAUUAAUUAUAGUUGGGCCAGCCACUUGAAAGUGUUGUAAAAAUAUUUACGAUCCAUUCCAUUGUUGUUCUCCAUUUGAUUCUCGCCUCUGUUGAUGGCUUGCGUGAUUGACUUGGUUGAUGGAUUCCAAAAGGGGCAUCAGAUGAAGGGAAUCGGCUCCGGGUGUUGAAGGAAAUGCCCAAGUGGCUGCGAAAGGAAUUAUGCUUAAGUAAUGCAUUUUGGCAGUAUACUCAUCUGCGCAACGGGCGGAUGGUUAAUCUGAUGAUUGGCUUGGCAAAAUCGUUUCAUCAAAACGAUUUGCCUUAAACUUUAUGGGCCAAUUAUUUUUUGAAUUAUUGCUAGCUAUUCAAGAUUUUAUUAACUUCAAUGCAUACUGGCGUUCAGUUUGUUUUAGAAAAAAAAACAUUUCUAAUUGGAAUUCUUCAAAUUUCAAAACAUAUUUGCAAAAUGAUUGUUAGCUGAGGAAAAUAUUUUUGGCAAUUUCAAAGUGCUUUUCAUUUACUUUGUUCGUUUCCAAAAUAGAUUAAAAUUAUGAGAUCAAUUUGUCACAAAAUAUGUACUCUUAUUAUAAGUGUUAUAAUUAUUUCAUUUAUUAAAAUAAUAUUUUGUAGCCUGAAAAUUCUGUAAAGUUUAAAUGGUAAUAUUGAUUUGAAUUAUUGCUAGCUGUAUAAAAUUUUAUUUUAAUUAAAAGAGUAAUAUUGCUGAAAGUUUGCUGUGGAAAAACAAAAUUGCCCUUAAUUUCGAUUCGAUUUUCUUUGUUGACUUUUCGAAAAUUUUAAUUGAGCUCUUUGUUGUUAAUGCUUAAUUUAAUCCAGCAAGCUGUUUAUAAUUGACCCCAGCAUACUGUUAGCUAAGCACUUUUCAAUUUGUGCCCGCCCACGUAUCCCGCCACGCCCACUUGCUGUUCCAGCGAACAGCUGUCUAAAUUUAUCGCACCAAGGCAAUCAAUAAGCGACCAUAAAACUAAUUGCGCCGUGUCUUGAACUAAUUAAACUCGCACAAACACACAGUCGUAAUUGCCGAGCAUUUGGAAUUUUAUUUGGUCUAUUUUUCCCCUUUUUUUUUGCGCUCCCUACGUGUUGUAGGGUAACUUGAGCUCGAGUUCGCGUAUCCUGCAAGUGCUAAGUAAUUUUGAGCCGGAAACUGGCAAUUUCCGCUUGCCGUUGCCACACUCGCGCCUACUUGCACACACAUUUCUGUUCUCGUGUACGCUCACUUAGUCCCGUCCAAAUAACAAAGCAAACAAAAAGCGGUCGGGUCGGCGAGAGCUGAGCGUUAUUCAAAUGAAACGACAGUAACGACAAAUCAGAUAACAAAGAGGCCAGGCACACGCACCGCCACACAGACAAAAACACAGACAAACACAACCCAUCCUGAGGGUGGUCAACAAUUAGGAGAAACCACAAUAAACCACCACCAGCACCACCACCACCACCGGCACAGCACCACCGCCAUUAUCAACAAGUUCACCCCACCAGACAAACGCAUCCGAGGAAGAGCCACCGAACUCACGAUGAAUUUAAUGUUUCGCAAGAAUUUUCGCGAGGGAGCCAGCAAAUCGGGCGGCGGCGGAGGGAAGCUCCAAUCGAAGGCGAACAGGACGAAGCGCUCCCGGGACAUGGGACUUGUCCAGCAGCCGGAGGAGAUCCACUACAGGACCCACCUGUUCUUCUCGCCCAACCGACCCGGCUACGAUGUGGGCGAAGAACGAUGUAGCGCCCUGUCGGGCAUCCCGAGCACCCCGCUGUCGAGCACCGCCCCCUCGCUGGCCCUGCCCGGCAACCUGCCCUACGAGCUGGACAUUCCGCAGCCGCUGGUCGACCGCCGGCCGUCCGUCUCGUUGAUGCGCUGGAACAGCAGCAGCGGACCGGGUACGGAGAGUGGCAGCAACAGUGCUAGCAACAGCCUGAUCCGCCUGCAGCAGCAGCAGCAGCUACAGCAGCAGCUACAGCAGCAGCUACAGCAGCAACUACACCAGCAACUGCAGCGGCAGCAGCAGCAGCAACAGCAACAGCAGCAGCAACAUCUAUUGGCAACAGCAACAGCAACAACACUGGGGUACGCUGAUGCAACGGUGGCCACGGCAACAACAACAUUGCUAGCGGCCGCAGCUGCAGCCACGCGGCAAGUGAACUUUGGCGGUGGCGCCAACUCGGGAGUCACACGAGCGGAGCCCAUCUCACUGGCCACCCUGGAUCGCGACUGCUUCAUCAUUCCCGUGCACAGUGUGGAUCGAUUCCUGCCAGCUGGCAUUCCGCUGCCCGCUUUGAAUGCCGAGGGUAAGGCCACCAGUCCGCUGAGCGUGUUGGAAGUGUCCGAUCCGAAGCUGUGCAUCCUGGUGCAUUUGAUGAGUCCCCUGGAGGCCAUCGAUCCGGUGAUGGAGUCGCCUCUAUCGCAUCCGCUACUGAAGCAGCGCUCCAUUGCCGCCGAACUGGUGACCGAGGUGCAGCAGGCCAACACGGCUGUGGGUGGUAUGCUGCUGGCCAAUAUGGAGAAGAACUCCGAGUUCCCCUUCAUCUCGUACUACCUGAUCAAUACGCUGCAAACGGAUCCUUCCAGCUUCUAUGCCGGCCUGCGCGUCUCCUCGCUGUCCAAGUUCGAGCCAAAGGCCCUCAAAUACACUGCCGCCCACACCCUGGAUCUCUAUAGCGAGGUGGCGGCCAUUUGCCGGCCGCCGUUGGUUUUGCCCUCGAACGAGGCCGGCAGCUUCAAGAAAUCGCAGACCGCGGCCACCGGCUACAUUAUUAGCGUGUUCAAGGUUUUCGAGGGCGACGAUGGCGAACGAUUCGAAAAGAAUUGGCUCUACUGGACAGGCGCCCGCAUGCUGUACAGGUAUUUGCCACGUGCAGCGGGACUGCGGCGCAUCGCGCUGCACAAGAGCACCUCGCAGAAGGGCGACAAGAUGUACCUGCUGGUGUGCGAGUGUGCCGACCUGCUCAAGGACAUCUCGCUGGCCGCCUUCCUGAUUCCGGCACUGCGAGCCCGGCUCUGCGGAUACACGGGACUCUAUCGACCAAUACAGGCCUUCUAGUUGCCGGAACCACGUAUAUUUUCUACAUAUUUCCUGUAAAUAGUGGAUCUAGCGAUGGGGCGGGCCAAACUAAAUGCGAAACAAACACUGCAAUGUGAAAGAAACUGCACCUGUUAAGUGAUUAUAUUUCAAUAUUUACUAGGCCUAAACAAAUUUUAAAACUCUCUACAGUCGAACACAGCUUUGACAAAAGCAAAUGCGGGAAGUGUUGUACUAACCCUCUUUUAGGCAUCUAACUUAAGUAGUAGACAAUAUACUCAAGGUAAUCCAUAUCGUGUGCUAGAUUUUUCUAUAAAUCGUAUAGAGGCAAGCCCAAUUAAUAGGACCAUAUCUAGUGUGAGUUGGUAGCGAAGAAAACUUCCAUUUUAGCCACAACAAAUAGAGAUUCAGUGGAAACUAAUUUAUAUCAUAGUUGUAAUCGCAGUAGUUAAUCACAAAUUUAACGCUGAAUUUUGCGCUGAAAAGUAGGCUAUGAAAUCUGCAAAUCAAAAGUCAAUUCUUAGCAUAAAAAAACUCAACUAGAAUGUCAGCUGGGGGGUAAAUAAAAUUGAACGGGUUUCAUCAGUGGGAUGGGGGAUUUAGCUAACUUUGCCCAAAUCUAACAGAAAUCUGCCAAAGACAUAGCAAAACUAAUCUUAAUUUGAUUCAACAAAUUGAUUAAAAUUUAACAUUUUUAUAAAUCUAAGCAAAUGAGUAAGCCAAAUAAGAUAUUCAAUCAAAAAAUUGACUAUUUAAUGCUUGGCUAUAGCUUGCCACUUAUAAUUUAGGAAAUAUACCAUACAUAUUAACAUACAUAUAUAACAAUUGUAAAUAGUUUGAUGAACUUUAAGGCACUUGCUCCGAACACACAAAAUGCGCCAGAUUCCUGGCUUGCAAUUGAGAACUAUAUAAUUUUGCACAAUAAAAACAGAAUCAAAAAGUGCUGUGAUAAUUAAACUAAAGCAGAGCAGAGCCACAAAAGCAAAACCAAAUAAAACCAAUGUAUAAUGGAUAUUCCCAGCCAUAGAACAUCAUUUCACCCAGUCAAAGACAAUAUCAUUUAGCUGCCUUUGAAUAUUCAGAGGACACUGGCUUAUUUUUUUCCAAAAUUAAUCCAAUUAUUUAGAUAACCUAGAAACAAACAACUUUCAAUGCUUAUGCUAAGCCUAAGGCCUAAGGAAAUAUUAAUUACCAAAUGUUCGCAAUUUUUUGUCACAUCUUAAGCUAUAAGCUUGGAGCAAACAAACGUUUGGCGCGUUUGGCAUUAAUAAUAAAGCGUAACAUUAAAAUAAA
Drosophila elegans is the source of this 5579-nucleotide messenger RNA. RefSeq lists its product as uncharacterized. The transcript is spliced from 9 exons. The record is from RefSeq and is a predicted model, not a curated record. The coding region runs from base 2790 to 4307 and encodes 505 amino acids. Lineage: Eukaryota; Metazoa; Arthropoda; Insecta; Diptera; Drosophilidae.